This is a messenger RNA of Lingula anatina, 1646 nucleotides long. Its product is annotated as transcriptional corepressor CBFA2T3. The record is from RefSeq and is a predicted model, not a curated record. Lineage: Eukaryota; Metazoa; Brachiopoda; Lingulata; Lingulida; Lingulidae. Gene Ontology annotation, molecular function: transcription corepressor activity. Gene Ontology annotation, biological process: DNA-templated transcription; negative regulation of DNA-templated transcription. Gene Ontology annotation, cellular component: nucleus.
AUGUUGCACUGCAUUGUGGGAAUGGUGGACAAAACAAGACGUGCUCUUGAUGUGCUGCGCGAGCGCUGCCAGCGCGAUCGCGAAGAACUGCACACCUGGAUGCGCAGACAUGCAGAGGGGGUCGACCAGGACAUGAAGAAACGCACCAAUGAAAUGAUGGCGCACACGCUGAGACAGACCGAGGACAGAGUAACGGAGGUCAAAAGGAGGGCAGAGGAAGCAGUGAAUGAAGUCAAACGCCAAGCAGUGUCUGAGUUGCAGAAAGCUGUAGCUGCUGCUGAGGCCAAAGCUACUGAUCUUGUCCGCGAGGAGCGUGCAAAGAUGGAGCGUGCUGUCAAAGAUGCACGGAAACAGACCCAGGAGGAAAUUUUGACGAUGGUGAACACUCAAGAUGAAUCGAGUGAGAGCUGUUGGAACUGUGGUAGGAAGGCAAGUGAGACGUGCAGUGGCUGCAACAUUGCAAGGUACUGCGGCUCUUUCUGCCAACACAAAGACUGGGAAAACCACCAUCAUGUGUGUGGACAGGCACAAACGGCACGCGAGGCCCAUGCUGCACAUGCACAACAUCCCAAAGCUGCAGCUGCUGCAGCCACCACAACUGCCACUACUUCUACUUCAUCCUCCUCCUCCUCAUCGUCAGUGGUGACACAUUCACGGGGCGCAGACACAGUGGUAGCAAGCACAGAAGCAACCACCACUGCAUCCACCUCUGUCACCAGUCACAUCAAUACAGUCACCACCUCAUCAAGUAGACCAGAAUCUAGGUCAAGUUUGCCCAGGUCAAGGUCAAACACACCAGAAAAACCAAAAGCGGAGGCUGCAAGAUAAACAGGGGUGUUUACAUUAUAUUUUGUUGAUUAUUUUGAUAGAAUGGUGGUGGCAGAAAUAUUGAUUGACAGUACAAAAGGUGAUAAACUUGUUCACAUUUCAUCCUGGAGAAGGUGACAUUGUGUGUGCAUUUUUUAGGGUUAUAGAUGUUGAAUGAACUUUUCAAUAGAUGUCAGCACGGGAGCAUGCAUUUUCCUUAUAAAUGAUUGGGAUUUUGAAACCCUGCCAAGUGCUUGGAAGAGUCUUCAUGUUGGGCUGUCUGUCAUGAAGUACGUGAACGUGUAAACAGCUACCGUUUUUUUUUUUUUCCUUUUUCUGUGAUGAACUCCUCAGCAGUGUUAUUUGUAUUCAUGACCACAAUUGAUGCCACAUAUUUGUUUAUAGGAAGGAAAAAACCAGAAAAAAACUGCCAGCUGUACAUACGUGUAGUAGAUUAGGACAUUAGUAAAGCAUACAAAUGCAAAAAGUGGAUGAAGUGUUUUCAUGCUCAGCAGGUAGAAAUCCAUUGAUAACUGAUGUGGUGUUUAUGGCCUGUAUUUUUCAAUUUUUCAAUAUUACAAAUUGUGUAAAGAAAAACAGGGGAAAAAAGAAACUUGGGCUAUGUAGAAAUGGCUGUCAUCAACAUUGCCUGUUCUUUCACAAUCAUUGGGUAAAUUUUUUGGGGAAAAUCUUAACUGGAGGUGGAUUUCCCAAGUCCAGACACACAAGCUCUGCAUGUUUAAACUAAUUACUUACAAAAUAUGAACAAAAUCAGACAUAAACGAUCAUCAAGGAUCUUUUGUUUUUCAUACUAGUGAAAUAUAAGAAGUAUUGAAGUU